Molecule: messenger RNA, 6495 nt
Organism: Zootermopsis nevadensis
Lineage: Eukaryota; Metazoa; Arthropoda; Insecta; Blattodea; Termopsidae
Source: RefSeq, a predicted model, not a curated record
GUGUUCGAGAAACUCUUUCACUGGCUGUUAACGGCGGUGAGCUGGAGGCAUGAAAUGGCUGUUCGUAAGCUGUAAUCACAAGAACACUUCCUUUGCCCUGUAAGACUAUCAUACACAGCAGUAGUAAAUGCGCCCAUUGUUUUCGAACUCAAUACAUUUGUCAGACAUCGUCGUAAAGUGCCUUCGAUCUUUAAGGCAGUGGAAAUUUAUCUUAAAUAGUGAAGACUCGCGAAAGUGACAUCGUUGCUGUGGGUGUACAGAAUAAACUGUGGUUGGUGGGAAAUGGGGUUCUCUAGGUUUCCGGUGCUCUUUUCGGUAACGUUGCUAAGGUUACGCAAUUUGUAGCUGUGUUAUGAGCGCAUCAACAGCCACUGGUUUGUAGAUAGUGAGGAACAUUUGAACAUUAAGUAACUGGUGGCAUGGAGUACACGUGGAGCCUUCCAGAGGACAGUGGUGGUGGCGGUAACACGGAUUCCACGGACAGGACGUCCAUCGCCGGCGGCCAGCGUCUAGUUAUCGACGCCCGGCGUCUUCCACAUCCUACGCCAGGCCGGGGAGACUUCGUGGGAGGCAUUGACAACGAGGCUUUGGACUUCAGUCAGUUGGAGGACUUCAUCAAUGACGACAAUGACGCAAGCAAUACGUACUUUGCUGACACAUUGGCACACAAUGAAGUACCCCGUCCACCACAGUCCAGUCACUCUGCCACCAACACACCAAAUGUACCACCACCACCACCACCACCACCUCCACCUCCACCUGCUGCAACCAUAGUGAAUGUUGUCGUGGAGCCGGGAGGGAGCCCCACUCAUCAUAUCACAAGUGUUAUCAACUCUAACAAGACAGUGCGGAUACCAGGAGGUGUGAUUGGUACGUCACUACCCUUCAAACCUGGUACUGCAGAUGGCUCCACAAACUACACACACCCACACAAUCUUCCAGAGAGUCCUCCAGAUUCAGGUUCUGAGCCACCAUAUUCACCACCUGACCCAGGUGUCCAUUCCCCACUUUUACUGCAGCAUCCUGCUGGCCAUCCACAUUCUCAUCAUAACCAUUCUCUGCCACAUCAUCAUUCCAAUAUGUACCAUCCAUCACAUCACAUCAACCUUGUGAAACCUCCUCCACCCACCCCUCCUCAUCACCAUGGUGGUCAUCCUCAACAACUCUUACCUGUGGGAGAGACGUUACUAGUACAACAUCCAGUUCUGACACCACUUCUCACGCAGCAGAACAGCAACGCUCAGAACAUUCCAUCCCCAAACAGUACAAAUCAACCCACGCAGGCUCAAACUCCAAUUAGUUUAAAUGUUACAGCCUCCUCUGCAGGGCCAAAUUUACAAAAUUUAGGUUUAGUGCCAAAUACGUCCACCUUGACACUGGCAGCAGCACAUGCAGGCCUUGCAAGUGAGCAUCAGUCUAGCAACAUCACAAUCUACUCAACUCUGCAAGGGGGCUCCAAGAAAAGAAAGUUGUCACAAGAUGGGGGAACUCCAGGAUCAGGAGUCAAUGGAAAUUCAAGUGGUGCCACUGGAGGUCAGCAACAGGGCCUGAACAGUAUGGUGCAUGUAAAACAAGAACCAGAACUGUCUCCAGACUCGAGUUCUAAUCAGACAGGAGUGCUGGAUGAUGACUAUGGAUUUGAGAUUCCUGGAGAAUCAGGAAUGUAUUUGGAUUCCAGUUACCAGUGCAUUCGUUUUCAACCAUUCCAGCAGACUUCAUGGCAUGUGCUUUGUGACCAGAACUUAAAAGAGCUCCCUGUUCCACACUACAGAGUAGAUGCAGACAAAGGAUUCAACUUCUCUAAUGCUGAUGAUGCUUUUGUUUGUCAGAAAAAGAACCAUUUCCAGAUCACAUGCCAUGCACAGCUUCAGGGUGAUGCACAGUUUGUCAAGACUGCUGAAGGCCUCAAGAAAAUUGCAAGCUUCCAUUUGCAUUUCUAUGGCGUUAAAGUGGAGUCCCCAACACAAACAAUCAAAGUGGAGCAAUCGCAAAGUGACCGCAGCAAGAAACCCUUUCAUCCUGUGCUUGUGGAUCUGCAAGGAGAACAGGUGACGAAGGUCACAGUUGGACGUUUACACUUUAGUGAAACAACAUCCAACAAUAUGCGUAAGAAAGGGAAACCAAACCCUGACCAGCGCUACUUCUAUCUGGUAGUGGGACUCCAUGCGCAUUGUGCAGACAGUAACAACUACCCCAUUGUAUCCCAUGCUUCUGAGCGUAUUAUUGUCAGGGCAUCAAACCCUGGCCAGUUUGAGAGUGAUGUAGAACUUUGCUGGCAAAAGGGCCAUACACCAGAAUCUAUCUUUCAUGCUGGUCGAGUAGGAAUCAACACAGAUCGACCUGAUGAAGCGAUGGUUAUUCAUGGUAACCUGAAGGUGACAGGUCAUAUUGUGCAGCCAAGUGACAGGCGGGCCAAGGAAAACAUACAAGAGUGUGACACUCGGGAACAGCUACGAAAUGUUCAGAAGCUGCGCGUGGUGCGGUACCGGUAUGCACCAGAAUUUGCUCUCCAUGCUGGACUGGCUGCCGACCCAAAUGUCACUGCUGAUACAGGUGUUAUUGCACAAGAUGUACAGAGGGUUCUGCCAGAGGCAGUGCAUGCUACAGGUGACAUAAUACUUCCAAAUGGCCGGCGAAUAAAUAACUUCUUAGUUGUAAACAAGGAGAGGAUCUUUAUGGAGAAUGUGGGAGCUGUAAAAGAACUAUGCAAGGUGACAGACAAUCUGGAGACUCGUAUUGAUGAACUUGAGAGAAUGAACCGAAAACUUGCCAAACUGAAGCGAAUUGACAGCCUCAAAUCCACAUCAUCAAGCAUUUCUAGUGUUGCAAGUAAACUUUCUGGAGCCACUCUCAAGCAUAGAAGAUGCAGUCGCUUAGAUGCAGAUGAUUUUAUGUGUUCCAACAAAUUUAUCCAAAUUACUAUAGUGAUUCUUGUACUCAUCAUGGCAUUCUGUUUGGUAGCAAUGGCCACUCUGUACUUCUUGGAAUUCCAGAAGAGAAAUAAACUAGACCAUGACAUUCCUCACAGCCAGCAUGUGGGACAAACAAGUCCCCAUGUUUCAACAGCACAAACGCUGACCUUCAAAUCAGUAUUUUCUUCUCAUCCUAACCUACCACCUAUGACUAGUACAAUGUCUCCUGCAUCCUUUCCAUUAAACAUAGCCUCUUCAAAACCUUCAGUGAAACAUUCAUAUUAUACUAAGGAUCUCAUGACCAGUUCUUGGUAUCAGACCAGAACUCCUCAAAGACUGACUAGUAUAUCUCCCAUUAGCAAUGACCCUGGGUUAUCUAGGAAAUCAGUUGGUCCCCACCACAUAAAUCUGAACAAUCCUUUAUCGACAACAAAAUCAGAGUACACGGUAUCCGAGGGUCCCUCAGACACAGAAAUGUUCUUGUCUCCUGCCUCAUUGAGAGGAAAUGGUGCUGCAAGAGCCUCUCCUCCCAUUCUUGGAAGGCCACAUGAAUGUUCCCAUUUGGUUGGGGGAUCUGGAAGCAAUGUGGGUGGCAGCAGUAACCUCCAUCACUAUUUUGACAAUGAAAGCCCAAUAUGUCAGACAUAUUGCUGCUCUCCUGACAUAUUUCACCUUGAGGAAAACCAGGAGCAUCAUGUGGAGUCAGCAACUGCUGCCACACGUCUUGCUGCUUCUGAAACUCGAUCUUCCAGGCAAUUCUCUCACCAUGGUGGAAGUUCAUUGAACCAACGUAUGACACCAGCAACUAAUGCACUAGAGGAACAUAGGAAGCCAGAAAAUAUGCAGCAAAAUAGCUACAGUGCUGCUCUUGAUCCUGUCAAUAACCAAGCACUGAUAGAGGAGCCAACUUCCUGGUUGAAACCUGAUAGACUAAAGAAUGCAGUAGACCUUCUUGUUCGUAGGCGAAGAGAUACAGAUGAAUGGAACUAUGGAGAGAAUGUCUAUAGUAAUGUUGACUCCUCUUCUGAUGUGGAUCAUGCAGGUGUGUCUGUGAGUGUGAAGGGGCGGCAUUUCAAUCAGACUUUGGGUUCCGAGUUCUGCUUGAUUCAGGAUGGACCAGAGUCUGUGCCCUGUAUUGACCGUACAGCAUUCAACUAUACAUACACAGUUCCCCUCAGCAGGUUUAUGCCUGAUGAAUCUCUUAUCCUCCAGUUCCAUUUUUCACACGUGGCACGAUCACAUUCAGCUGAGCUGUGUCAUUCACCUAUUGGCCCAUCUGUAUGUGUAUGGAGUCGUAGCAGUGAUAGCUGGCCCAGUGAUGAUGUGAAUUCGGGACUGCAAAACCAGCAGCAGGGAGAAAUGCAUUCUAAUGGUGUAUCAUUCUCAGUUGAUGUGGGAGCCUUUGCACGCAUGACUGUUCGUUACAGGGUGCCACUGGUACAGACUGUCACUAAUACAUGCUUUCUGCCUAAUGAUAAGCUUGGAAUUGACUACUUGGAGUACAAUUUCCAUUUCUACAGAGAUUGUGAUGAAUGAAAAGAAACUUAAGAAGGAUAAUCAGGAUGGGACCUCAGUACAGGAUUCACUAUGGCGAUUGUCUUGCUGUUUAACUGUGGUAAUUGGGAACAAAGUUAUUGCCAUAUAAUAAUUAUUUUCUAAUGUUUAGUGUGAUGCAUUUUUGAAGAAAUAAUUAACGUUCUGUGGAAUAAUUUAAUAUUUGAUUAAUCUGAGUUAUGAUUAAGUAGUAUCAUUCUCAGAUUAUAAGAAUAUGUAUCAAUGACAUAGGUAUAGAGUCCUGCAACAUAUGCAUUUUGUGAAUAAAGUUGAUUACAGCAUAAUGUUUGCAUUGAUAUCAAAUUAAAUGGGAAUCAUGCAUUUCACCGUCCAUGUAUAUACAAAUAACAUAAAAUUACAUCUGUUCAAAGCAAAUACAUAACUUGCACGUUACUUCCCACAACUGUUCUUGUUUCAUGUGUGUAUAUAGAAUUGUAAAUCAAAUGGUCAUGCUUGUUACUUUUUGCAGAAGAUGAGUCCUCAUCUCAAAGACUUUCAAUGGUAGCAUGCUGGUUAGUUAACAUAUUCACUUUAGUAACAAGUAGAUUAGAAAUGUGUAUUCUCUGGAGUACACAGACUUUACAAAGUGUUCUUAUGCCAUUGAUAUUGUUACAUUAAUGUUAUCUGAGGUUACUGAUGAACAACAAUGUUUUCCAACAAACCAUUUUGCACUAACGUGGUCUUAGGGCAUUGUCACAAAACUGUGUUGCAGAACUCCUGUUGCCAUUGUUGCACAGCAGUAUGUUUCAACAGUAGGACUGUGAUUCUAAUUGUUAUGCAACAUUGACCCAUGGACAGAUGUUCUAUAUGGACCCAUAAUGUGUUCUUUGUUUAUUACUAAAGUGUGAAGAACACCUAAUAAUUCUAUUGCUUGGGAGAAAAUGUGUUCAAAACCCUUAUGUAUAUCCAUCACAUACUCCACAUAGAAUAACAUGGAAAAUAACCAGGUCCAUCUGCCCCCUCUCUGGACUGCACAUUAUUUUUAGAAUAUUAAUGCAAUAUAUUGUGUUAUGAACAUAAAGAGAAUAUAAAUAAUUUAUAAAUGUAAUGUCAUCUAAUUGCAUUGUCCAAUAUAGAAGAUUGACUAUGAAGAAAUAAUUACAUUUUAAUAUAAAACAACUAAAUAUGUGUUUGCAAAUUGCAGGACUCAUAAGUUUCAGUGUUCACAGUCUCAUGACAUCUUAGAUUGUAAUGUCUGAAUCAAAUGAAUAGUGAAUUUUUCAACUACAUUUUAUAAUUUCAACUCUUGUACCAAGAUUAGAGAACUGACAUUGUUAGAGUUACAACUGUUUAGUUGUAUUUUUGUAAAAAUGGGCCUCAUAUUGCUUUUAUGUAUGAAAUUUUUGUUAUUUUAACUAUGCCGUUGAUACAAGAUUUAGCACUAGUAAAAUUAAAAGAAGAUAUUUAGCUGUACAUUAAAAACUCGUGAUUUAGACAAAAACUGUUUUAAUGGCUUCAUAUUGUCAUCACAUUUCUAUAAGCAAGCGCAAAUGAUUACUGUAAUGUAAAGCUUUCUGUGCUUAACAUUUUGAUUACAUUCAGUUCUGAGCAGUAAUUUAUUUUGAACAAUCUGUGAUCAAGAGCUCAUAAUUUGUAUACAGGACUAUGAAUAUUCCUUACUGUUGAUACAUUCAUAAUGUUUGAAUUUCCUACUUCAAACUUUUCACAUUCCAAAGAAACAUUGUGAUUUGCUUGUUUUAUCCCUCCAAAAGAAAUUCUGAUGUUUGUCUGGCAUUAAGAAAAUACUAUUGUUCAUAUGACAACAGUGUUGCAGGCAUAGCAGGACAGUGCAGAUAGUUCAGGUACAGAUUUUGAAACUGGCCUUUACAAUUUGGAUUGUAAUUUCCUGGGCUAUUAUGCUGUUGUAGUCUUGUAGGUGGUUACAUGUGGAAGACCAAAAUUUAAAGUUUCACUGCUAUGCAAACCUCAAAUCUCACAUGACUUCUGUGGUCUCAUCACCAUCCUAAGAUGGUAAAUUUGCUCUUAUGUGAUGAAAUGAAAUGGAUAACUUACCUGUACAAUUUACUGC